GCCAGCAGAGCUGAGGGUCUCGUUUCGUUGUCUGAGGCGCCCCAGAACUGAAUUUCAAGAAAAUUCACCUUGUCCUGUUUCCUUGGGCGUCCCUCAACUGAGGGAGAUGAAGGUCCAGAACCUGGAACCUAGAGCUUCCUUUCUUUGUGCCCCACAGCAGCUUUGCUCUGUAGCUGUUUUUAUUACCCCUGGUCGACAGGGAAGGAAGUCUGAGGCUGAGAGAGUGCAGUGACCUGCUUGGACAUCACAUAGCAGAGGAGAUGGCGGAACCCGGACCAGAGCCUAAGCCUUCUAACUACCGGCCUGAACUUGCCUCCUGUCCUGGGGGUGACUGAAUGGGUCACUGUCCCAGGGGCACUGCCACUUCUCAGCUAGGAACCAGGCAUCUCUGGCAGGCACCGCCAGGGCCUCUUCCCCCGCAACUGGGAAAAAGGAGGAUCCUGUGAAGAAGGAGGCAUCAGGGGACCAGGGGGCGGGGACGGUGGGGGAGCCGGAGUCUAGGCCCCGCCCUCCUUGGGCUUUCCGGCUCCUCCUCUGAUUGGCGAGUCUGUGCAGCGAGCGUCGCCAUUGGCCCUCUUGCAGCCGUUGGGAUUUGAACUCCACAUUUGUGACUUUGCCCGCCGGGCUACGGUCUCCGAGGCGGGUUUUUGCCUCCGCCUGACUGGCAUUGGCUGGUUUCUCUGCCCGCCGGUGUGCUGCCUCUCUGAUUGGUGCGUAUUGUCCCCACGGUGGCUUUCCCUUAAUUUCAGCUCCACAACCCGAGUUGGAGGAACGGCGGGUGAAGUUCUCCCGUAAGCCCUGUGAGCCUGUGGAGAAAGAUGUCUCCUCGGCCGUAUGAGUUCCAUCUGCCCUUAUCUCCAGAAGAAUUGUUGAAAAGUGGAGGGGUGAAUCAGUAUGUCGUGCAAGAGGUACUGUCCAUCAGACAUCUCCCAUCGCACCUUAGAGCAUUUCAGGCUGCCUUUCGAGCUCAGGGGCCACUGGCAGUGCUGGAGCAUUUUGAUACCAUCUACAGCAUUCUACAUCACUUUCGAAGUAUAGACCCUGGCCUCAAGGAAGAUACUCUGGAAUUCCUGAUAAAAGUGGUAUCCCGCCACUCCCAGGAACUUCCCACUGUCUUGGAUGAUGCAGCUCUGAGCGCAUCAGACAGAAGCGCCCACCUAAAUGCCCUCAAGAUGAACUGCUAUGCUCUGGUGCGCCUCUUGGAAUCCUUUGAGACCAUGACCAGCCAGACAAGUCUCAUGGACCUGGACCUUAAUGGGAAGGGUAGGAAAGCCCGGGCCAAGGCAGCCCAUGGCUUUGAUUGGGAAGAAGAGAGGCAACCAAUUCUUCAGCUUUUAACACAGCUCCUCCACUUGGACAUCCGUCACCUGUGGAACCACUCAAUAAUUGAAGAGGAGUUUGUCAGUUUGGUUACUGGCUGCUGCUACCGCCUCCUGGAGAACCCCACCAUUAGUCACCAGAAGAACCGCCCCACGCGGGAAGCCAUAGCCCGCCUGCUCGGAGUCGCCUUGACGCGUUAUAACCAUAUGCUGAGUGCCACUGUGAAGAUCAUCCAGAUGCUGCAGCACUUUGAACACCUGGCAUCUGUCCUGGUGGCAGCUGUGAGUCUGUGGGCAACUGACUAUGGAGUGAAGAGCAUAGUGGGAGAGAUUGUGAGAGAGAUUGGCCAGAAGUGUCCCCAGGAGCUGAGUCGGGACCCUUCAGGGGCUAAGGGCUUUGCCGCCUUCCUGACAGAACUAGCAGAACGCAUCCCGGCCAUCCUGAUGUCCAGCAUGUGCAUUUUGCUUGAUCAUCUGGAUGGAGAGAAUUACAUAAUGCGCAACGCCGUGCUGUCGGCCAUGGCAGAGAUGGUGCUGCAGGUUCUGAAUGGAGAUCAGCUGGAGGUGGCGGCCAGAGACACCCGAGACCAGUUCUUGGACACCUUGCACGCCCAUGGCCAUGACGUCAACUCCUUUGUGCGGAGCCGUGUUUUGCAACUCUUCACCCGAAUCGUCCAGCAGAAGGCUCUGCCCCUGACGCGUUUCCAGGCAGUGGUGGCCUUAGCAGUGGGGCGCCUGGCAGACAAGUCGGUGCUGGUAUGUAAAAAUGCCAUCCAGCUGCUGGCCAGUUUUCUCGCCAAUAAUCCCUUUUCCUGCAAGCUUAGUGAUACUGACCUGGCUGGACCACUGCAGAAGGAAACCCAGAAACUGCGUGAGAUGAGGACCCAGAGGCGAGCUGCAGCUGCCUCCGCGGUGCUGGACCCAGGGGAGGAGUGGGAAGCCAUGCUGCCGGAGGUGAGGGCUGCCCUGCAGCAGCUGCUGGCGCUUCCCCAGGAAGCAGAGGAGAUCCCUGAGGAAAUUGCCGAGACGGAGACCUCUGGAGACAUGGAAGGACGCAUCCGUCGGUUGCUCGCCAAAGCGAGUUACAAGCAGGCCAUCAUUCUCACUCGAGAAGCCGUGGGCCACUUCCAGGAGUCUGAACCCUUCUGUCACAUGGACCCAGAGGAGUCAGAGGAGACCAGGUUCCUGAAUCUCUUAGGAACUAUCUUCAAAGGCCCAGCAGCUUCCACACAGGGGGCGAAUCCCCAGGAGACUGUGGGGAACUUGGGCCCAGGAGAGACUGACCUUAAGGACAAGCCCAGUGUGUCAGAGCCUGAGAGACGCAGGGAAGACGAUGAGCUGGUGAAGCAGGAGAUGCUGGUGCAGUAUCUGCAGGACGCCUACAGCUUUUCUCUGAAGAUCACAGAGGCCAUCGGCAUCAUCAGCAAGAUGAUGUAUGAACACACAACGACAGUGGUACAGGAGGUGAUUGAAUUCUUUGUGAUGGUGUUCCAAUUUGGGGUACCCCAGGCCCUGCUUGGGGUGCGCCGCAUGCUGCCUCUCAUCUGGUCAAAGGAGCCUGGUGUCCGGGAAGCGGUGCUGAACGCCUACCGCCAACUCUACCUCAAACCGAAGGGGGACUCUGCCAGAGCCAAGGCCCAGGCUUUGAUUCAGAAUCUCUCUCUGCUGCUGGUGGAUGCCUCAGUUGGGACCAUUCAGUGUCUUGAGGAAAUUCUCUGUGAGUUUGUGCAGAAAGAUGAAGUGAAACCAGCAGUGACCCAGCUGCUGUGGGAGCGGGCAACUGAGAAGGUCCCCUGCUCGCCUCUGGAGCGCUGUUCCUCUGUCAUGCUUCUUGGGAUGAUGGCACGAGGAAAACCGGAAAUUGUGGGAAGCAACUUAGACACACUGGUGAGCAUAGGGCUGGAUGAGAAGUCUCCACAGGACUACAGGCUGGCCCGACAGGUGUGCCACGCCAUCGCCAACAUCUCUGACAGGAGGAAGCCUUCUCUGGGCAAACGUCACCCUCCCUUCCGGCUGCCUCAGGAACACCGCUUGUUUGAGCGCCUGCAGGAGGUGGUCAUAAAAGGCUUUGUCCACCCAGACCCACUCUGGGUCCCAUUCAAAGAGGCCGCAGUGACUCUCACUUACCAGCUGGCAGAGGGCCCCGAGGCGAUCUGUGCCCGGAUGUUGCAGGGCUGUGCGAAGCAGGCCCUGGAGAAGCUGGGGGAAGAAAGUGCCACCCAGGAGGCCCUGAAGGACACCCCCAUGCUCCCCACUUUCCUGUUGAUGAACCUGCUGUCCCUGGCCGGGGACGUAGCCCUGCAGCAGCUGGUGCACUUGGAGCAGGCGGUGAGCGGAGAGCUCUGUCGGCGCCGAGUUCUUCGGGAGGAGCAGCAGCAGAAGACGAAAGAGCCAAAGGAGAAGCAUACAAGCUCCGAGGCCACCAUGGAGGAGGAGAUGGGGCUGGUUGGAGCUACUGCUGAUGACACGGAGGCAGAACUGAUCCGCAGCAUCUGUGAGCUGGAGCUGCUGGAUGGCAAACAGACACUGGCUGCCUUUGUUCCACUUCUGCUCAAAGUCUGCAACAACCCUGGUCUCUAUAGCAACCCGGAGCUCUCCGCAGCUGCCUCACUUGCCCUGGGCAAGUUCUGUAUGAUCAGUGCCACUUUCUGUGACUCCCAACUUCGUCUUCUGUUCACCAUGCUAGAAAAGUCCUCACUCCCCAUUGUUCGAUCUAACCUCAUGAUUGCUACUGGGGAUCUGGCCAUCCGCUUCCCCAACCUGGUGGACCCCUGGACACCACAUCUGUAUGCUCGCCUCCGGGACCCCGCUCAGCAAGUGCGGAAAACAGCGGGGCUGGUGAUGACCCACCUGAUCCUCAAGGACAUGGUGAAGGUGAAGGGGCAGGUGAGCGAGAUGGCCGUGCUGCUCAUCGACCCCGCCCCUCAGAUCGCUGCCCUGGCCAAGAAUUUCUUCAACGAGCUUUCACACAAGGGCAACGCAAUCUAUAACCUCCUUCCAGAUGUCAUCAGCCGCCUGUCAGACCCCGAGGGUGGGGUGGAGGAAGCGCCCUUCCGCACCAUCAUGAAGCAGCUGCUCUCCUACGUCACCAAGGACAAGCAAACGGAGAGCCUGGUGGAGAAGCUGUGCCAGCGCUUCCGCACAGCCCGGACCGAGCGGCAGUACCGGGACCUGGCCUACUGCGUGUCCCAGCUGCCCCUCACCGAGCGAGGCCUCCGCAAGAUGCUGGACAACUUUGACUGCUUUGGAGAUAAACUAUCGGACGAGUCCAUCUUCAGUGCCUUUUUGUCAGUCGUGGGCAGGUUGAGGCGCGGAGCCAGGCCUGAGGGAAAGACUAUAAUAGAUGAAUUUGAGCAGAAGCUUCGAGCCUGUCACACCAGAGGUUUGGAUGCAAUGGAGGAACUUGAGAAUGGCCCUGGGGGUAGCCACAGAGCCCCAUCAGCCAAGAAACAACCCACUGUUUCCAGACGAAGGCAUCUGGCUUCUGCAGCCUCAGACAAUGACUUCGUCACACCUGAGCCCCGCCGUAUGACCCGUCGGCAUCCAAACACCCAGCAGCAAGUUUCGAAAAAGAAACUCAGAAUUGUCUUCUCAAGCGAUGAAUCCAGCGAUGAAGAACUGUCAGCAGAGAUGACAGAAGAUGAGACACCCAAGAAAGCCACGCCCAUCCGCCGAGCAUCUGCCCACAGGCACAGGUCCUAGGGCGGCCUUGCCUGUCCCCAUCCCUGCUGUGCAGGUGUCUUGUGGAGUGACCUUGAACACCACCCGCUUGUAGAAUACUUGUUUGCCCGUCUGCUUGUUUUUUAUAACACGUAAGUGAUCUUUGUAAUGUAAGGCAUUGCUCUUAAACGCCUCAUGGAACCAAGUGGAGCUGCUUUCACUGGAAUAUACGUUUGCCAGUCUCCUUGUUUUCUAAUGAAUAAAUGUUUUUAUUUACUUUUAGA
Molecule: messenger RNA, 5263 nt
Organism: Vicugna pacos (alpaca)
Lineage: Eukaryota; Metazoa; Chordata; Mammalia; Artiodactyla; Camelidae
Gene: NCAPD2
Product: non-SMC condensin I complex subunit D2
Biological process (GO): mitotic cell cycle; meiotic chromosome condensation; mitotic chromosome condensation
Cellular component (GO): nucleus; condensin complex; condensed chromosome, centromeric region
Molecular function (GO): histone binding
Source: RefSeq, a predicted model, not a curated record